UACCAUACAAACCAACACCAACAAAGCCCCCCAAAAUGGAGUGGACAAGAGGUCCGAUCAUCGGUCGCGGCUCCACCGCCGCUGUUUCUCUCGCUACCGGAGCCGUCUCCGGUGAGGUAUUCGCGGUGAAGUCGGCCGAGCUUUCGCGGUCGAUGUUCUUGCGGAAGGAGCAGUGUUUUCUAUCUAAGCUGAGCUCUCCGCAUGUGGUCAAGUACUUGGGUUGUGAUGUUAGUAAUGAGCAGAAUGAGCCUAUGUACAAUCUUUUCAUGGAGUACGUACCGGGCGGUACGCUUUCCGACGUGAUUCGACGACAAGGAAAGCAGCUCGAGGAGGGUGUGAUCCGAUCAUAUACGCAGCAGAUUGUGCAGGGUCUGGAGUAUCUUCAUUCCAAUGGGUUGGCACAUUGUGACAUUAAGAGCCAGAACAUUUUGGUGGCCGAAGAGAGUGGGAAGAUCAAAAUUGCUGAUCUGGGCUGUGCUAAGUUGGUGCAUGAAGCGCCCACGUCGCCAUUUUCCGGCACGCCGGUGUUCAUGGCGCCGGAGGUGGCGAGGGGAGAGGAGCAGGGCUUUGAAGCUGAUAUAUGGGCACUUGGGUGUACAUUGAUUGAGAUGGCCACCGGUGGCAGUAGCCCCUGGCCGGAGGUAAGUGACCCUGUUUCUGCUCUCUACCGGAUUGGAUUCUCCGGUGACUUGCCGGAGUUUCCGAAGUGGCUUUCGAAAGAGGGUAAGGAUUUCUUGAGCAAUUGCUUAACGAAAUGCCCAAGAGAGAGGUGGACAGCUAAGGAGCUUCUCGAGCAUCCAUUUCUUAAAGACUGCUCAAUGGUGUCUACGAGCUUGAGCUCAUCUCCUAUUAGUGUGUUGGAUCAAGGCCUCUGGGAUUCAUUUGAAGUCUUUGAAGUUAUUCCUCCACAGAAAUUUGUUUGUCAAAGCAUUUGUUCCGGUUCUUCCCCACAAGAAAGGAUCAAGAUGUUGAUUGGAGGAACUUGUUCUACAUUUUCAGAUACUCCCAAUUGGGAAUUUGAUGAGAACUGGUUCACUGUUAGAAGCAAUGGCGAUGAGGAUAUAGAAGCCUUAUUGAAGAACAACAAUGCCACAGUUGCUAUCUCAGAGCAGCAAUCUAUGGAGGCAACUGUUACAUUAGAUAUGGAUGUCGAUGAGGAACUUCACAGUUCAAUAUGUGAUGAUGAAGAAUUAGCUCUUGAAGGUUUUGUAGAAUCUAACAGUAGAAUUGGUAGCGACGGAGAAUUUAUAAUCUCAUACAUUGUUACAGACGAUUCUUUUGUAAACAAUCUUGAUAUUGAACAAGAUACUCGGAAUUAUUCUUUUUUUCACUCCCGUUUUUAUCAUUCAUGUUUUGAUUUUUCCGGCCAAACUGUGGUGCUUAUAUUCCUCUUGUUAAUGUCUUCUCUGUUUUCUGCUAGUUUGAUACAAUGCGACAUGACAGAUCAAUUUCUCUAUAGACUAAAAUAA
This is a messenger RNA of Argentina anserina (silverweed cinquefoil), 1469 nucleotides long. Its product is annotated as mitogen-activated protein kinase kinase kinase 18-like. The record is from RefSeq and is a predicted model, not a curated record. Gene Ontology annotation, biological process: protein phosphorylation; signal transduction. NCBI's taxonomy places the organism in Eukaryota, Viridiplantae, Streptophyta, Magnoliopsida, Rosales, Rosaceae. Gene Ontology annotation, molecular function: ATP binding; protein kinase activity.